Molecule: messenger RNA, 4783 nt
Organism: Xylaria bambusicola
Lineage: Eukaryota; Fungi; Ascomycota; Sordariomycetes; Xylariales; Xylariaceae
Product: WD repeat domain-containing protein
Exons: 7
Coding region: 383-4315 (1310 amino acids)
Biological process (GO): vacuolar acidification
Cellular component (GO): RAVE complex
Molecular function (GO): protein binding
Source: RefSeq, a predicted model, not a curated record
GCACUUAGGUAGGGUCUUGAUUGUACGUCAGCUUCAAAAACAUCCAUACUACACCUCGCGCUCGGUAUGAACUGAAUAAUACUAGGUUAGCUUGGGUGUUUAGGUAUUUUAUGUGGUAACAGAGUGAUAUUAUUCGGAAAUCCUCGACGAUACGUUAGCUGUAGCAAGCUCGAUACACGAGAAACUAAGAUCGGAAACCGCAAGCCUAGCAAGCUACCAACUCCACCGGGACCUUGGGAAGCUACAUACCGUACAUUACAUUGCCUGAUUCAACCCCGUGUCGCAAAACGCGCCUCUCUUUCCAACAAGCUCGCGUCCUUCCGCCGUACUCACGGGUACGAUCGCUUAGCAAUGCCAUACAUGAUUGACACGCGCCGAUAGUAUGAAGGGCGUCCUUCCAGGCAAGCCAGAAGCUAGUCUUCAAGCUGUCUCGACCGGAUACUGGGACGGCAAGCGCAUCAUCGUCUACAUUACUGGCAAUGCCCUCACCAUCCUCUCCGACCCCGCCACUAUCCUGCAGACCAUCUAUGACGAUGACAGUCGCAAUCUCGAGGCCGUCGCCUUUGACGAAUCUUCGGGGAAGAUAGCUGUGUGCACAGACGGAACUGUCAGGAUAUAUCGGCCGCUGGGACAUACACAAGACUCCCUUAAGUGGGCGUUACAAGCUACAUUUGACGUCGAAGAAGGCCCUACACCGGCUUCGCUCUCAUGGGGUAGCUCUGAAGAGCUUCUCGUUGGAAGGUCUUCCCUUUGGCUCUACGACACCGUCUCAACAACCCCUACCUGCCACUGGACACAAAAGUUAGCAAGUCCGACAAAAUCUGCGCUCCUUUCGUACGACUCGUCCUAUAUUGCGUCUGUCGGCUACCACGACCGUCUCGUCAAGAUUUGGCGAAGACUGAACUUCGGCUCCGAAGAGGUCCACUUUGAUUACGGCUACCUACCACACCCCCGAGCCGUUACGAGUAUUCAAUGGCGGAAACCAUUCCAUGUUGACCAGACCAUCGAAAACGUGUUAUAUAGCUUUUGCGCCGACAAUACGCUGCGAGUAUGGACUAGCGUAGAUGGGAUCGGCAGCUACACGCUCCAGCUUUGGGGGAAGCUUGAUCUUCGAGGCGCAAUACCACAGGAUCCGGACAGUCCGCAACAGGAUAUGAGAUGGGCUUUCAUAAUCAGCCAACGAGACCUCGCAAAUGCGGCAGAAAAGGUCGUCCAGGAACAAGGAAAUGGCCAAGAGAAAGAAGACGUGGCGCUUCAGUAUCUGUUAUCUAUAGCUAACAGAGACACGGAGAUAUGUGUCGUUUUUGAUGGUAAUGGAAGCAUGUCGGCGUGGGCCUUGGAAAACAUCAGUAGCAAACCAAGAGGAGCCGAUAAUAUUGACAAUGUCGCACUCGCGAAGUCGAGGGACUUCGAGUUUCUUAGUCACUCUACUACAACCCAACAUGUCGAGAUAUUGAGUUAUUGCAAUAAGUGUUCGGGGCACCUCCACAUUCUAUUCCAUUACUUUGACGGCAAGGUUGAAGUAUUUGAGAGCAAUAUUGCAGACUUGCUCGACCCUACAUCCAGAUCCGGCAGAUUAGCUCACCGGGCUACAUGGUCUGGACAUUCUGGUGCUAUCAAGAAAAUAGUCAGAAACUAUAGCGGAAGUGCUGUAGUGUCGCGGACAGAGAAGGGUGAAACCAUUCUCUGGAACCAUCAACGAAGCAGACUGCUCAGGCACAACAUCAUAUCAGAAAAGCGGCAUAUCCAUAGAAUAUGUCUACUGAGGGGUGGUCGAUUUGUUGUUUUCCUUCACCACGAUACUAUCUCAGUAUGGGAUUGUAGAACCCCUGCCCACAAGCUACUCGGAGAGUGCAAGUAUAACGUCCGAGGCAAACCACUGUGUAUUCUGGUCCUCCCCCGGAGAAAUGCCAAGGACUUUUCCGUGGUUCAUGUAGCAACUAUCACAUCGGAACAACAAGGCAUAGUGUGGGAAAUAGACCUACCCUGGGAUCCUAAAGACUGCAAUGGCGCAAAACAAAAUGGAGCUCAAAACCCAUUACGUGAGUUCUGCACUUUCGACUUAGAUGGCGCUGGGGACCUUGCCUACGUUUUACCGGUCGAUCCGGCGGGCUCGAAACCUGUUAUAUUCGGAUUUCUAGAUGUCUUUGCCCGUGACGUGGCAAUCUCUUACACUCAUAAUGGGCGUGUCGAAUUUUGGACGGCAAGGGUGGACGACAAAAGGAACCGGGUCGAGUGGCUUUCCACAUCAUCCAUGGAAACCGGAGUCACAGAACCUGCCCUAGUUGGUGGCAGCACGAUGAAGAAAGCUGCACUUGUGAAUCAGAAUAGGUCAGCAGUGACAAUUUGGGACAUCAGAGGAGCGCGACUGGAAUAUGAACAAGAUUUUGAAAGUCACAACACGGUCCAGGACCUCGAUUGGACUUCUACACCCGACUUGCAGUCUAUUCUUGCAGUAGGGUUUCCAUACCGCGUCGUGCUGCUUUCACAGAUGCGUUUUGACUAUCUAAAUAAAGGCCCAGCCUGGGCUCCGAUCCGCGAAAUCAGCAUUCGGGAUUUUACGCCACAUCCCAUUGGAGACUCGACGUGGUUGAGUGAUGGUAAUCUUAUAAUAGGCGCCGGUAACCAAUUGUUCUUGUAUGACAGGGAAUUCGGGGAAACGAGCGCUGCUGUUUCAAAUGUACGGCCAACACACCACAACCCCAAAACUCGUGAUUUGUUCGAAGUCGUGCAAAAACUGAACGGACCACUGCCGAUAUUCCACCCGCAAUUCCUCAGCCAGUGCAUUUUGGCAGGGAAACACAAGCUUGUGAAACGGAUUCUCUUGGCUCUUAACCAUACACUGAAAUAUCAUGUCGAGGGUGAUAUAAUCGAUGCUUAUCUUGGCCUGGAUCUAGCCGAGUUUUACUGUGGCGAAUUGUCUGGUGUUGCCAACACCAACGAUUCGUCAUAUAUAACACGACGGACGUCAUUUGAUGACUCUGAUGAAACAUUCACAGAGGAACUGGCAUUAAGCAUAUGCGAAAAACUGCAGAAUAUAGCUCUGCCGCAACUCUCUGGCCAUGAACAAAUCCAACUCGUUGACAUUGUUGAAUGCUCUGGUGUCGUAGAGAAGCAUCGGAGGUCACUUGAUGAGAAUGGAGCGAGAUUUAUGGUGUUCUUCCGACAGCACGCUUUGCGUAAAGGCAGAGUCAAUGAGAUUCACAUGUCUUGGAGAGAAAUCAAUUGGGCAUAUCAUUCCACUAGCCAAGAUAUUCUGAUGGGCUUUGUGUCUCGUAAUUAUCAUGGAACUAUGCUCUGGGAAAACGCACGCGAGAGUGGCAUAUUCAUGUGGUUAACUGAUGCCAAUGCUGUGAAGGCACAAUUCGAGGUCAUCGCCCGCAACGAGUAUACGAAAAGCGAGAUGAAGAACCCUGUCGACUGCAGUCUAUUUUACUUUGCCCUGAAGAAGAAAACCGUCCUUCAGGGUCUCUGGCGCAUGGCGAGCUGGAACAAGGAGCAAGCCAUGACACAGCGACUUUUAGCAAAUAAUUUCGAAGACCCUAAAUGGAAGACGACGGCCUUGAAGAACGCCUAUGCCUUACUUAGCAAACGCCGUUUCGAGUAUGCGGCAGCCUUUUUCCUGUUAGCGGAUCAUUUGCAAGAUGCGGUCAAUGUCUGUCUAAAUCAAAUCAAGGAUCUACAGCUUGCCAUUGCCAUUGCCCGCGUCUAUGAGGGCGACACAGGCGUAGUCCUCAAAAGACUCCUAGAAAAUGAGGUGUUAGCUGUAGCAGCACAGGAAGGAAAUCGAUGGCUUGCCUCAUGGGCCUUCUGGAUGUUGAAGAGGAGAGAUAUGGCAGUCCGCGCCCUCAUAACCCCCGUUUAUACACUUCUGGACACGCCCGCGUCUCCGGACCUCAGGUCGAAACUGUUCCUUACCGACGAUCCGGCAUUAAUCAUCCUGUAUUCGCAACUCCGGCAACAGAGCCUGCAGACCCUCCGCGGAGCCUCCAAGGUCACGCCGCGGACGGAAUGGGAUUUCGUAAUCCAUAAUGCGGGGCUGUACGACCGCAUGGGCUGUGACUUGCUCGGUCUCGACCUCGUCCGCAACUGGGAAUUCCUUCGCCUCCCCGCGCCGUCCCAGAAGGGCAUCGGCGGCGACAUCGUCGAUCCAACUAAGUUGCUUCGUCGCCGUAGCUCGCUCAUCGUCCAGGAUAUCCCGCUUACCCCUGCCGUCCCCGGAGAUAUGAAGACUGGCGGACAUGGCGUCAAGCCGCCGCCGACGGUGUUCCAGGAACCUGAUUCUAAUUCCCUACUUGAUUCAUUCGGGUUCUAAUCUGGAAUUGCGGUAGAAUGGUACUGCCAUCACAGAUGUCUAUGUCUAUCUACGUAGGUGUGCUGUAGUGCUAGAAUUUAGGGAGCCCCUUGCUGUAUUAACAAUAUUAUCAUUAUUCACAUUCUUGGCUGCGGCUUGAGUCCGGGGACGGGGCGCGGUAAAUAGUAUAUAAUUCGGGUAGAGUAGUGUAAGGUGAUGAUAUCACGUCUUCUUGAUAUGGAAGGUAUUCAUUCCAUGGGUGAUAAAAUCCAUGUAGCUAGCGAAAUAUACAAGGCUCGGGAUUCACGCUAGGGCGGUCGAUGGAUGUUGUUUGCCUGUGUAAUUUGUGGGGGCCGACUUCCUAGGAAGUCGGUCGACACUUUACUUUACUUUACUUCCGUUCCGAUGCGGACUGGAGAUUAGGACUCAGCUGUAUUGUUACGACGACUCCAUUACUGCACUGUAUAACCAUAAUAGAUAUGAUUACCU